AUGAAAGGGGCAAUUGAUGAGGGAAAGGAUAUAAGUCCAAUGUUCCCUAGGUUGCAUGUGAAGGAUGCAGAGAAAGGAGGGCCAAAAGCACCUCCAAGGAAUAAGAUGGCUCUAUAUGAACAAUUUAGCAUUCCUUCACAAAGUAUUGCAGCAGGAGGACCAGGUUCUGGAUCCUUGUUUUCUCUUCCUUUAAGAAACUGCACAGUUCCUACAACAUCAAGCCAUCUUGGUUAUAAUGAAAGCAUCAAGUUCUGCAGCUCCAAAUCCAAUGCAAUUUCUAUUCUAUCUGAGAAGACUCAAGCCUAUAAUUCAAGAAAGAUUAACUUAACGAAGUUGACACAAGAUAAUUACAUCAAUAGUAGUAAGAGUUCUCUUAAAACACUUGAUGGUGAAGAUGCUCAUAUAACUCCCAGUUCUGUUCAUGUAAAAAGUUCAUUUUAUGGUGGCGUCGUCCAAAAUGAAAAAGAUGAAGACAAACUUGCUCGCUGCAAUUUGAGCUUUUCGUUUAAAAGUCUAAAUUCAUUUGGAAAGGUGAUGAAUUCAUCUGGAGCCAUAGGGCUGAAAUCACCCCAGUAUGGGAAGAACCAAAUGGAAGAGCAUAAAGAUGUGAGUCAAAUUGAUCGAAAGGCAAAGGAAAAAUCUCCUCACUCAUUAAAUGGUUUUGACGAAACAACAAAUGAAUCGUCAAACUCAUCGGCUAAAUAUACGAAUUCUAAAUCAAUGAAAGAAGAAAUUAAAAGUGUUUCAGUAGAUAGCUUGAAAACAUUGCAAGGUAGCAAUGGUCAUAGACAUGAAGAUCAUGCAGCUUUUGUAGACAAAAACAACUUCAGAGAUCAUUGCAUGGAGAAGCCAGCAAUGAGUGAUGUCCAAAAAUGUUCUGGUGAGUUAGAAAUCGGUAGAAGGUCCUUACAUGGAAAGGGAGAGAGGAGUCGAGGUGAGGAGACUAGUAGAAAUUAUGAAGCCUUGAAUAAAUCAAGCUCAGAAUGUAGGUUUGGUCUGGAUAUCAUCCCUGACGAUGUCGUAGGACUAAUAGGUGAAAAGCAAUUUUGGAAAACAAGAAAAACUAUCAUCAAUCAACAGAGAAUCUUCUUCACGCAAGUGUUUGAGUUACAUAGACUUAUCAAGCAGGUCCAAAGAUUAAUUGCAGGAUCACCUAAUCUAUUGUUUGAAGACAACCUUCUACUUAACAAACCACCAACGAAAACAUCCUCCUCCGAAAAACUACAAUCUGACUUUAUCGGUGAACAACAUUUGACCGUUUUUAAACAUGACAGCAAGUUCGACAAAGCCUCUACGUCCGAGGAUGUUAAAAUCAGUGCAGUUGGGAACAUUCCCUUUCCUUGUGUGAACAACAUAAGCAAAGAACAUAAUCGGCUUUCAUAUUAUGGCAAUCAUCAUUUAGGAAAUCUUGCAUUAGCCUCUGCAGAUAAAAAUUCAAAUUCCAUUUCCAUUUCCAAACAACCCUCAAGCAUUGUAUACCCUCCGCCGCCAAACCAAUGGUUAGUUCCUGUCAUGUCUCCAUCUGAAGGUCUUGUAUAUAAGCCAAUCAUUGGACCAUGCCCUCCAAAUGCCGGUGGCAUCAUGGCACCACUUUACGGUGCUUGUGGUGCAUUGAGCUUGAAUCCAGGAACCAAAGAUGUUUUAGAGCCAUCUCUUACAAGUUUUCAUCAAAAGAUUGGAAUCCUUUCUGGUUCAUCAUUACCACAACUGUUACCACCAUGCGUUCCUUCUUUCAUGCAUAGAUCUAUAUCAGCUUCAUCUGUUGAACAAAUGGGACAAUCUAGUGGUCCUAAAAAUCAUCACUCAUAUGCCGAACUCAAUUCAGCAAUAUUGUACCAGAGUCCUUCAAACAUGUCUACUCAGAUAAGCCAAGUAAUGUCAAGAAAUAUUUCAACUUAUCAAUCAUUGGAAGAUAAUAAAGAAUUACAGGCAAGUACAGCCAGUAGUCCAUCCAAGAGAAUGAAAGGAGAUGAACUUCCUUUAUUUCCACUGGCUCCGACAUUUUGGUCAUCGCCAGAUCGCGACUCGCAUGUUGAACAUCAGUCAAAAGUAAUCAAAGCUCUUCCUCAUAAUAAAAAAUCAGCAAGUGAAUCAGCAGCCAAGAUAUUCAUGUCAAUACAAGAUGAAAGGAAACUUUUGUAA
Molecule: messenger RNA, 2142 nt
Organism: Vicia faba (fava bean)
Lineage: Eukaryota; Viridiplantae; Streptophyta; Magnoliopsida; Fabales; Fabaceae
Source: the annotation of a GenBank genome assembly